Molecule: messenger RNA, 1697 nt
Organism: Tetranychus urticae (two-spotted spider mite)
Lineage: Eukaryota; Metazoa; Arthropoda; Arachnida; Trombidiformes; Tetranychidae
Source: RefSeq, a predicted model, not a curated record
AUCUAAUCCGUCAGUCGAGUAGUUUGUUAAACUCAGAACCCGUUAUCAAAUGUUUAUUAGCAAUGAAUAGUCAUAGCUAAUAAACUAUCCGAAGGGUUUUUAUUCUGAGUUUUAUUUUUCUUCUUCAUCAUCUUCUUCAUCAUCUUGAAUUGACUCUCUGACAGCAAAUAACCAACUUAAUGAGACUAAACUGCAUUUAUAUUGAAUUCAAUAUUUGUCAAUCUGUUAUUUACAGUUUGGCCUGUCCGUCAAUAAUCUGUCAGAAUUUUGGUCAGUAAACACCGAUUUUUUACUUGUGUCAAAUAUUGUCAUAUUUAGUGCAAAUAUUUUCACGAAGGAAAAGUGCAAGUUUAUAAUAGCUUUAGUGUUUCAAAAGGACCAAGUUUCUGAUUGUUGCCUUGUCACUUGUUCGAUAUUCACUGAAUAUUGUCCAGCAAUUAGAUAUGAGUCGAAUAGUUCAAUGCUGUUAGAUGUAGAAUCUACAUUAUAGAUGUCACUUGAAAACGGUCAGCUGAUAACAUUUUAAGGCUCAAGUCUUAGGCUCAAGACUGGAAUUUCAACUUAUAUUUGCCUACGGCCUAGGUCCUAGGACGCAUGGAUAAGACGAGUCCUUUAGUUUCCGUGAUUCUAUUUUACAACUAGAUUUUAUCCUUUUUUAUAUUUUCGUAGAUUCCUUAAACGAGUAAACAGUAAAUUAUUUCUAAAUUAUUUCUAAAUUAUUAUCAUGGAGAUGCAGCACUCAUUUGGUACAUUUGCAAACUUCAACCAGCGCAAUGAUGAGGAAAUGUCAUCUUUUGGCUCUUCAGGAAUUGCAUCAGGAUUCAGUUCACCCUUCACUUCAGCCUCUAGUACAGCGUCUUGCUCAUCAUUUAGUUCAUCAUUUAACUCACCGUUCAAUUCAUCAGCAUCUAACUUAUCUUCACCUUCUAUUCCAACUUCAUCCACACCCGGUCGCAUGAAAGAGUGGAAAAACCGUAAACAUCGUGAAGGAACCAAUACAAAUUCAACACGGAAUCGUAGAGAUGAAAUCGUUGCUCGAUUUCGCGGUAUCAGUUUAAGUGAAUUUCCUGAUGAUGAAGAAGCCAAACUUCCCAAAUGGGAUUGGGAUGAUUGUGUAAAUUCAUCUUGGGAUUUGAAAGUGGAACCAAGCAAGCCAGUCCCCUGGUAUAUUUAUGACGAUUCUUUGACUUGGGAUCAAUUUCUUGAGCUCAGUGAAAUAGAUCGAAGAGACAGAGAAAGUCAAUAUUUCCAAAAUGAAACUAUGCAUGAUUUAGAGGCAGGGGAUGAUUAUCCUACUAACCAUUGGAUGGUAAAAACAGAGCUUCUCAUUGGUCAACUUAUCAACACCCCGAACCUUCAUGAUAUGAUGUGUCCCGCUUGCCACCAUUAUGCUUUAAUAAUUAAAUUUAAGACUUUAGUCUGCACAGUUUGCCUUAAAUAUUAUCCUAUGCCGUCAACUGCCUUGGAUAUAUCAGUGUUGAAAGAAGGAAUCAAGCUAUUUGAGAAUAAACACGCAAUGCGAUGUCCCAGAACAAGUGCAUCUUACGGAAUAUUCAAUGGUGACAUUGCGAUUAUCUGUGAUUAUUGUCAACUCAUGUACAAUAUCUCCAAAAACUUUUAAACUAAUCCCAUUUUUUCCAUUUAUUUCAUUUAUUUAAAAUUUAAUAUUCUUGCCUACAUUUAUUAUAAAUUCAACC